Portunus trituberculatus (swimming crab) is the source of this 5076-nucleotide messenger RNA. RefSeq lists its product as uncharacterized. Gene Ontology annotation, biological process: protein peptidyl-prolyl isomerization. Gene Ontology annotation, molecular function: peptidyl-prolyl cis-trans isomerase activity. Lineage: Eukaryota; Metazoa; Arthropoda; Malacostraca; Decapoda; Portunidae. The transcript is spliced from 5 exons. The record is from RefSeq and is a predicted model, not a curated record. Bases 1917 to 3755 code for a protein of 612 amino acids.
AUUAGAGUGUCACACAUCAACUAGCGAUGAUGGUAAAUCUCAAUAAACAUCCGCCAGCGUGCAUGUUAUAAUAACAAAGUAAUCGCCAGUCAUUUCAGAACCUGUUAUCAGGACGAAUCAUGGCCAGUACACAAACUUCACGUAUCCAAGCAUUUAUGACAAGUGAACUCAGUAAACAAGAAUGAAAAAUAAUGUAUACGCACUUGAAAUUCGUAAUUAAAAUUGCCGAGACAGAUAGAUAUGUUCUUUGCAUGCACCACAUACGUAUAUGUAGACAUAUAUUGUGAAACGAGGUGGAAGCAAUAACUACGUAUAAACUUAUAUGCUUGAAAAUUACUAUGUAAACUAAGAAAGCUUGUCAGAUUAUUCAAAUAAUUAACCUUUGAAUAUACAUGCUCAAACAUGCCAUGCCAAAGAAUGAAAUGAUGUACGAAGAACAAUUAAACAAGAACGAAGAAUAAUGAAAUAUUCUUGAGAAUCAUCUGAACGAAAGAAAGAGCGAGAAGAGGUGCCAAAUGCCGAGUAUAUCACUGGGGCAACCUCGAUAUUAACCCUUAAAUCGUCCAAUGCCACAAGUAGUAAAUGUACAAUAUUUUCAUAAGGGAAAACCGAGAUGAGUUCUGGACAUGGCAGAGCUUCUGGUGCUGCAGGGUACAGCCCAGUGUUAUCAAAAGCAGUAGCAGCAGCAGCACUAGCAAGAGCAAAUGAAGAAGAAGAAAGAAAGAGAGAAGCAAGAGCUAAAGAUGAGAGAGAGAGAGAGGCAAUUAAGAGAGCAGAGGAAGAAGAGAUUGAGGCCAAAAAAAAAGCCGCAGCUGCAGCAAGUGAGGCUUUGGAAAGAAAACAAGCAAUCAAAUCAGAGCAAGCAAAAACAGCAGCAAGAUUCGCAGCAGUAGAAAGAUUCAUGCUAUCAAUAGCAGAAAGAGCAACAGAACUUGAAGGAAAUUAUUCAAAUACAUCAGUUCCAUCUCAUGAUAUUGUAGAAGGAAAGGAAAUAAUUAAUGCAAUAGGAAACAAAAAUAUUGUGGGAGAGAAUAAGGCAGAUACUUUCUUUGGCAAACAACUUGAAACUGAAGAGGAAAAGGAAAUAGUAAGACAAAGGGAAGCAAAAGCUAGAUAUCAGAAAGCAAAAGAAGCAGCAAGAAAAGCAGAUGAUGAAAAGCUGAAAACCAAAAAGAGAACAGCAGCUGAAGCAGGUGAAGCACUGGAGAGAUCCGAUGAAAUCAAGUCGGCUAAAGCAAGAGAAGCAGCAAGAUUAGCGGCAGAAAUGCGAGCUGCAAAAAUGCCUCAGGCAUCACAAAAUUGCAGCAUAAAUCUUCCAUUAAGCCCAUCUCAGCCUAAGAUCACAAAGAGGGAGGGAGUCAGUGCCACAGAUGAACAACACUAUUUUAGGGAAAUAGGUAAAGACUGUAACAGUCAUGUAAUAAAUAAGGUAAAUGAAACAUAUAGAAAUUUUAAGCCAAAUUACAGAAGCAUUUCUGAUGAGAAGGAGACUGUUGAUGUAGAUGUUAAACAUACAUUGAUGAAAGGCACUGAGAGGAAAUUGUUGAUGUAGUGAAUGUUAAACAUCCAUUUAUGAAAAACAGUGAAAGAAAGGUUAGCUAUAACAAACAAAACAAAAUCACAAUCCAUGGCUGUAAUGAAGAAGAAAAACCAUUACUUCCUGCAGAGCAAGAAAGCAGACAAGGAAUGACAAAAGACCACAAGCAAGAUUAUGUUCAUCACAGAGGUGCAAGACCAAAUGAAAAAAAUGAAGAACAGCACAAUCAGUCAGCACAGAGUAAUGCUCUGCAAAAUGCUGCAACCACCACUGAAUUUAAACAUAGGUCCAAGCACAGCUCAGAGAAGAGAUUGUAUCAGUGACUGGAGAUGGGCAAUACUCAAGUAACAGAUCAUUUUCAGUGAGAAGUGAAGAUCAAAUGACUCAGUAUAUGGAGGCAAACACUCCCCCAAGAAUGGAAAAAACACAAAUGAAAGAAAGUAAGCAAGAGCAUAGCCUUACACUUCCAACAAAGGGGAAUAGAACCUUUGAAUCUUUCUAUCAGCACCACUCUCCUCACCUGCACCACCGCUAUCAGAAUAGUCAUUCUAUUGGAAGAAGACAGGAGCCUCCCAAUAAAAACCAUCACCAAACACAACAGCAGGAGAAACAGAGAGCUCCAGCAAGUGUUUCCUCAAGGAGGUUAAUAUGCAGUUCCUGCCAUAAGAGAUACAAUUUUAAGGAAAGAAUGCCCAGAGAAUUGUAUUGUAGACAUUCAAUUUGCACAUCAUGCAUAGAGGAGAGAAUCAACCCUGACUUCAGUGUUGUUUGCCCCCAUUGUCCAGUGCAAACAUGGAAUAUCAAGAAGGCUCAGUGGUGUCCAAUCAAUGAGUUCCUAGUUGCAGCACUUGGAGAAGAAUUUGAGAAAGAUGUGCAUGUGGAAGAAAUUGAUAAAAGUGUAGCACAUUCAUCUACUCCCAAUGACAGGAAGCAGUAUUAUCUGCCACCUGGGAAUGGUAGCACAGAGAGAAGUGGCAACAAACAGUCAGUGAGUAAAUUUGAGAAUGCCCCAGCAAGAUCCCCACAUGGCAGUCAGUGUAUUGCAAUGGGCGUGCAUCCUACCCACUAUUGCUCAGCCUGCAUUGCGUGGGUAUGUGCUAAGUGUGCUGAAGCUGAACACGUUACAGGGAAGUGUUCCCUCAGAUCCUUAAAAGAUCAACUCAUAGAAAUGAAGCAGAAUUAUAAUCUGACUGCCAAAAGAACACAAAAUUUGCUCAAGAAAACUGUGGAGAGUUUGGAAAAUGAUUGUAAUGAAGAGGAGAUUUUCCAGUUUUGGAUGAGAGCAACAUUUGAGAGCAUGGGGAAGAAACAGGAAAACAUUAAGAAGUCACUGCAAGUAGGACGGGAACUACUAAACACACUUUCUGAUGUAAUGCAGAUAGAGCCAAAUACUGAAAAUCUUACUGAAUCACUAGCAUCAUUCCAAAUCAUGGAGGACAUAGCAGGUGAAGCCCAUCAGUGGUCGGUUGCUGAAUGCAGUGCUGUGGGUGCUGAUAAGGAAAGGUCUGCUUGCCUCAAGUGUCUAAUGAAGAGGACCCUCAGUUCAUUGCCAAUAAGAAAUGGGACAUCAGACUUGUAUGCUGCAGAUCAGAUUCCUGACACUAAGCUGUUUUCAGAGCUAAGGGCUGAAGGGGGAAGAUUUCAUCUUCAUGCCCUCAGGAAGGGUAGACCCACCAAGCCUGAAGCUCGAGCCUUGCCGUUGCAGUGCUUCAAGUCUUGCCAGGAUGCCACAUCAAGGCUGGUCUUUUUGGAUCUGUCUUGGGGAGGGCAGUGCCAUGGCCGGCUCUACAUCCGCCUCACAGGAGACACACUCCGAGGCAGACAAUUUGUCAGUCUCUGCACUGGUGAAAAAGGUGGUUCAUUCCGAGGGACUCGCUUCCAUAGGGUGUGGUGGAAGGGCCUUCCAGGAGAACAUGUCUGGACAGGAGAUUGUGAGAGCAACGAUGGGAGUGGAGGCAAAACACAUUCUUCCUCCAGCAUUGAAGCACAGAUCCCAGCAGCACGAGAGGUCUCUGUUUCUGCAGGCUUGGUGGCAGGCCGAUAUGAGAAGAACCUGAGCACUAUCUUCCGCAUAUACACCCAAGGGGAGAAGGAUAUGAAAGAUGAGGCUGGGUUUGGUCAGGUGGAAUUUGGGUUGAAUGUAGUGAAGCAAGCUGUUAAUCUGAAGGACAUUAGUGAGGUGGUAAUAAGCGACUGUGGCCUUGUUCUUGAAAUGUAAUGGUGAUGACUGAGACUUUGUGAGAUGUUAUGGUGAUGACUGGCUUUGUGAGAUGUAGUGGUGAUGACUGGCUUUAUAAGAUGCAAUGGUGAUGAGUGAUUGGAGCUAUUUGUGAUGACUAUGUUUUUGUUCUGGAGAUGUACAUAAUUAAGAUGGCUGGCGUAGUGUGAUAGAGUGGCAGUGAUUAUAAUUAUGACUUUGAUUUUGUGGUGCUGUAGACAUAACAGAUUUAUUUCCCAGUCUUUUGUUAUUUUUUCUGAGACCUACAGAAUUUUUGAGAUAUUUGUAGAAUUUAUGUAUAAGAUGGGGAGAGAGAGAGAGAUGAUGAUUUAUUAUGUCAAUUUCUAAAAAGAAUUACAUGAUGAUUUUAGUCACCAGUUUUUCUGUUGCAGAGGUAACUGUCAAUAGCAACAAAGAUGUGAAUAUUGAAGUUGCAAUUAUAAAGCACUUCAAAACAAGAUAAAAUGGUGCCUACUAAACUCUGAACAGGGUGCAUUAUAUGUCCCUUUCAAUGCUAUUAAAAUGCUUCUAUUUUUUUUUUUUUUUUUUUUUUUUUUUUUUUGUAUACAUGUACAUAUUUCUUUUAUCCCUCGUUCAACAUGAUUUAAAAUUAUAAUUUUAUACACAUGUGAAUGGGAUAUUUUAAAGUGUCAUUAUUUUAACUAUUCAACAUUGCACAUUGUGUGAUCCCUCUAACAAUUUUCUGUGUUAUUACUAAACAUGACUUGCUCCUAGUUUUUUUUUUUUUUUUUUUUUUUUUUUUUUUUUUUUCUCUCUCCCAAGUUAUAAGCGUUUUAUUUCUCCUUUUGCAUAUUGACCAGAUUGUCCAAGCUGUGCAAUUGAUCCCUAGAAAGUGAGGGAAAGAGUAGUACUUUCUUCUCUUGCUCUCAUGAGGGACAAUGGUCUAAGAGAAUGUUGUGAAUGUUAAGAGAGAGAGAGCCCUCCCAAGCCCUCGUUGUUUCAGACUUUGCACUGGCACUACCACUCUUAACGGAUUUUGUAAUGCUACAUUUGAAUUUUUUUUUUUUUUUUUUUCAGAUUGAUGUUAAACUAAAAAAUUGUUUCUGCUAGGAGUAGACUUGGAGCCUUGUGAUUUAAUAAUUGAAGUAUUUUGAGGAAGAUGGAAAGUGAAGUGACACUUGUUACAACGGUAAUUUAAGCAUAUAUCAUGUAUUUUUUUGUUUCAUACAUAUGUAUAAUGAUGCACAUUUAUUGGUUUGCAGAUUUUUGUGUAAGAAAUUUUUUUUUGUAUGCUCUAGGUUAAAUUGAUACACUUUUCGGUACUUUUAAUAUUUUAUGGGAAUUAAUACUUCUUAAAGGA